Sarcophilus harrisii (Tasmanian devil) is the source of this 1041-nucleotide messenger RNA. RefSeq names its product probable E3 ubiquitin-protein ligase TRIML1. NCBI's taxonomy places the organism in Eukaryota, Metazoa, Chordata, Mammalia, Dasyuromorphia, Dasyuridae. Bases 1 to 1041 code for a protein of 346 amino acids. The transcript is spliced from 6 exons. Gene Ontology annotation, molecular function: zinc ion binding. The record is from RefSeq and is a predicted model, not a curated record.
AUGGAUGAAGUGCAUUUAGCUGAAAACUUCAAGGAAGAGCUGACCUGCUCUGUAUGCAUGGAUUAUUUCAGACACCCAGUAACCUUGAGCUGUGGUCAUAACUUUUGUCGCAUCUGCCUCCUCAGGAGCUGGGGAGAAGAUGACAGACCAUGCCCCUGUCCUCUGUGCAGGAGACCCUUCCACAUGAGAGACAUAGAACUCAACCAUCGCCUAGGGAAGCUGGCCAGCAUAGGCAGGUCCCUGAGACCCUAUUUCCUGCAAAUAAAAGAGGAAAAAGUCACUUGUGAGAAACACGAGGAGGAGAAAACUCUUUUCUGUAAAAAGGACAAAUCUUUCCUCUGUGUAUAUUGUUUUCAAUCCCAGGAGCAUGAGGACCAUAUGGUGCACAAUGUAAAAGAGGCUGCAGAGGAUUCUAGGGAAAAGAUCCAAAUCUGGAGAGAGAGUUUGGCAGCUGAAUAUGGAGCAUUCCAUAAAUUGCUGGAGAAAGAAGAAAAAGUUCAUUUUCACACAAUGAACAAGCAGGAAAGUGACAAUCUGAAGAUUGUAAGACAAAGUGUGAUUACAGUGUCCCAACAACUUCAUAGCUUGAGAGAGGUGAUCUUGGAUAUGGAACAAUGUAGCUGGAAGACCAGUAGCCAGCUUCUAAAGGUGGUAGGAGGCACACUGAAUAGAUGUGAAUUCCUCUUGGGUCACCGUCCAGAGGUUAUCACCACUUCAGGAAUCAUGUUUCAAAAAACUAUAAUGUGGGAAAUGCUGAAAAGCUUCAAAGUGACCCUGACUCUAGAUCCAAAAAAUAUCUCUCCAUAUCUCAUCCUCUCUGAUGACCUGCGGACUGUCAUUCGUAGGAGCAACCAGCAGAAUACACCCUUUUCUACCAAUCAAGAUGAAAAUAAUUUCAUUUUGGGGGAUCAAAUCUUCACAACUGGUAUUCACUACUGGGAGGUUGAAGACAUGGAUGAAGCUCAUUUAGCUGAAAACAUCAAGGAAGAGCCGACACCCAGUAACCCAGUAACACCCAGUAACCUUGAGCUGUGGUCAUAG